Molecule: messenger RNA, 889 nt
Organism: Nicotiana attenuata
Lineage: Eukaryota; Viridiplantae; Streptophyta; Magnoliopsida; Solanales; Solanaceae
Exons: 4
Source: RefSeq, a predicted model, not a curated record
AUGGCUGAAGAUACUGAGCUAUGGGGUGCCAUAUGUGAUGGACCCUUUGUCCCUACCAAGAACCUUGGCGAUGCAGCUGUAGCCAUUCCCAAGACAAGGAAAGAAUUCAAUGAUGCUGAUAUAAAGGCCAUAGAGAAGAACUUUCGUGCAAAGAAAAUUCUGGUGUGUGGCAUUGGUCCUGAUGAAUACAAUAGGAUAUCGGCAUGUCAGUCAGCCCAAGAAAUCUGGGAAGCCCUUCAGAUACCUCACAAAGGAACAACACAGGUCAAGCAAUCCAAAAUCGACAUGCUCACAACUAAAUACGAGCACUUCAGGAUGAAAGAUGAUGAAUCUGUCCAAGAUAUACAUACCCGGUUCACCUCCAUCAUUAAUGAGCUUCACUCUCUUGGUGAAACUAUUCCAAGAAACAAGAUGGUUAGAAAAAUCCUAAAUGUGCUGCCCAGUUCCUGGGAAAGCAAAGUGAACGCCAUUACAGAGGCAACGGAAUUGCAGGAGCUAACUAUUGAUGAGCUUGUUGCCAAAAGGAACCUGGUUCCUGAUAAACGCUUCAAUAGAAAAGAUGUCGUUGACAAUGUCGUGAGACAAGCUCUUGCUGCAUGGGGUAAUGCGUCAAGUGAAUCUGGAGAAGAUGAUGAAGUUGAAUUAGGAGAAGUAGAACAGUCUAAAGAUGACAUAGUAGUAGUUGCGGUUGAUUUAAGGGAGAUAAUUGAGAACCUGAAGAAAGAAAGAUAUGAUCUUAUGACUGUUGUGGUGGACCUAAAAGAGACCAUUUUAGAAUUGGUCGUAAUGGAUUUGAAGGAAACAAUUGGAGAACUUAAAAUGGAGAGUAGGCCUGAAAAUUCUCAAAAAGGAAAGGAAGUUGCAAGCGAGACACACAUUAAGCUUAAAA